AUGUUAAGCAUUAUUUUGAUUUAAUUAGUAAUAGGACUUAGUGAACGUCCAAAAAAUAUUAGUGAAUUGUCCAAGAUACUGUAAAAUUAUGAAUACAAAGGGUAAUGGACAUCUUAGAAAAAGGAAUAAUAAUAAUUUCAAUACAUGACAGUUGAAUAAGGAGAUGCUUAUAUGAUAUUCUUAUCAAAUAGUACAUAACAAAAUAAGAAUGAUCUAAUCGAUAGACUUGAGUUUUAAUUGCUUAAUCCCAUAUAUCCAGAAAAUAGACAGGUAUUAGGCAUUUUUUAAUUGACAAAUUAUUCUGAUAGUGAUAUGUAAAGAAUGAUUAAAUGUUAGUUCAUUCGAGAACAUCAGUGUCUUGAACUACUCUACAGCCUACAAAUUCAGAAGAACACAUAAUUCAAAAGAGAAUUGUGAAAUAGCAUAUACUGUCAAUAUUGAAUUUGAAAGUGAAAUUUAUGAUGAGAAACAUACUAAGAUUAAAGUACAUUUGUAUACUCAUAAUAAUUCAUUGGAUUUAAGUUGUGAUGUUGAUAUUGAAAUGGAUUUAACUCUAGACACAACAAAUUAUUUAUUAAGGAUUAUUAUGUAUUGUACAAUGUCUGUGAUGAUAUGUUUUACUUAAUUCUUAUUUGUAACUAAGCUCUGUAAGGCUUUAAUUGAGAAUUUGGAAGACUCUAACAAAGUAAAAUACUCAAAGUUAUAUUAGAUUUCAUUUUUUGCAGUUGGUUAUUUGACUGUUCAAGAUUCAUACAUAUGUCUACAAAAUCUCUAUAAAGCAUUAAUUAAUUAUGUAAAAUAUAUGAUCAAUUCUAGCAAUACUUCUAAUAUUUCAUUUUACCUGCUUUCUUUUACUUCUUAUUGGCAACCACUUGUGACAUGAAAUUAAUUUGGAUAGUUUGGAGAAGUCGACAUUUAGAAGAUCUAUUUGAUUAAUAAAGAAUGAGAAGAGCAAUCACUUACUUCUUUGUUUAAUUCUGUAAACAACACCAAAUUAAAUUAGAUUUCAGUCUCAUCAUUUAUUUUGUAUUGAUGUACUUCCUUUCCACUUAUAAUUGGUUUAUUUGUAUAACUGGCUUAAUUCUACUUCCACAAAUUAUCCAUAAUAUACGUCUUGGUAAUAACUCUAGAUUCAACUCUUAUUUUGUAUUUGGUAUCUUGGUUCCAAGUAUGUUCUAUUAAGUAUAUAAUUAAAAUAUUUUAGAUCUAUAAUAGAGGAUGUCCAAGUAAUUUUCAGGGUCUUGAGCCUUCAUUACUAUUUUGUAUGAUCUAUUUAAGUGAAUACUUACUCUAAAUAAUUGUCCUCUAUAUCCAGUUUAAAUUGGGCCCAAGAUCAUUUAUUCCUAAAUGUUUCCUACCAAAAUAAUACAAUUAUUACAGAGUACUUAAUAUAGAAGAGGAUUAUGUACCAAUCAUCCAAUCAUUUUAAUUAGGAAGAAUGUGCAAUAUGUUUGACUUCAUUAAUUGAAGAUCCCUUUGAUUAAUAAGUGCCCACUGAAAAAUUAAUACUCAAAUAGGCUAUGUAAACUCCUUGUCAUCAUUGGUUCCAUCCAUCUUGUCUUCGCAGUUGGAUAAAUAUCAAAAUGUAAUGUCCUACUUGUCGUUCAGAAUUACCGCCUCUAUUAGAAUGA
Molecule: messenger RNA, 1631 nt
Organism: Paramecium pentaurelia
Lineage: Eukaryota; Ciliophora; Oligohymenophorea; Peniculida; Parameciidae
Source: the annotation of a GenBank genome assembly